This is a messenger RNA of Sorex araneus (European shrew), 6573 nucleotides long. It is a transcript of the gene TRPM1, whose product is annotated as transient receptor potential cation channel subfamily M member 1. Bases 896 to 5683 code for a protein of 1595 amino acids. The transcript is spliced from 29 exons. Gene Ontology annotation, biological process: protein tetramerization; calcium ion transport into cytosol. Gene Ontology annotation, molecular function: calcium channel activity. NCBI's taxonomy places the organism in Eukaryota, Metazoa, Chordata, Mammalia, Eulipotyphla, Soricidae. Gene Ontology annotation, cellular component: membrane. The record is from RefSeq and is a predicted model, not a curated record.
GGGAUUGAAUCUGAGCGGUUAGUGACUGCAGGGCGGCUUGGUGGUGAUGUUUGUCCCAGGCACCAGUUCAAGCCCUCCUAGACCCCCCACUUUAGGCCUCUCAAUGCAGGUCAUACAGUAAUGAAUCAUCCCUGCUGGUUCCCCUUCAAGUCCUUGACCCACAGAUGAGGACAUGAUGGUAGCUUUAGACCAUUGUGUUUGUAGUUUGGGGCUAGGCAACUCCUGGAUCUAACACGGUCUGCAGAGACCUACAUGGGGCUGGCUGGAGGUUUAGAGAUAAAUGAUGCCUUAAAAUCCUGGGAUGGGGGAGAACUGACCUGGACAGUUUCGCCUGAGAUACACAUGGCUAAAGGGCUUCCAGGAAAGUGCGGCCUGUUCUGUGCUUGAUGGAGGCAGCAAUGUGCCCCUUUCCCCCAAUUUCCACCCCGUGCUCACAGCUGCCUGAUAGGUGCCACCCAGAACCUGAGAGAUUUGAGCUCUCCUCAGAACCUUCUCAGACUGUCUGGGUGAAGCUCAGCCUGGACGCCAACCCCUGUCUCUGUCCCAUCCUUUCACCCUGUGACUACUCCCUCAUCCAGGAGAUGCUAGAGCCUCCAGGGACAAAAGUCGCAGGGAUGGCCUUCACACAACACUUGACCCACACGGGACACCUGGGAAAGGCAGCAGACGGGACCAUAGAGCGACUCAUGGACAGAGGUCAUCAGAAUCCCAGGCUCUCCAGACACCCUCGUGGCCCUCAGAAUGCCAAGUGGCUCCUGUGCUUCUCAUUUUGUGACUUUCCAACCAUCUCCAGAACCAGCUUCAACCAACACCCUCCACCAGACUCACCCCACGGGGAGUGUCCGAGGACAAGUCUCGGGGGACCCGAGGUUGAGCCCUGACCGUGGAAGCCCCGAUGAACAGCAUCUGGCCCCUCUGCACGUCUCCCGAAAGGACAAUUGAAUGCAAGCAGAGUCAGAAAGCUUGGCUAGAAAAAACCUUUUGCAAACGAGAAUGUGUCUUUGUAAUUCCCAGCACUAAGGAUCCCAACAGGUGCUGCUGCGGCCAGCUCACUCACCAGCAUACCCCGCCUCUGCCGAGUGUCACCGCCAGCAGGGAUGACGAGGGCGCACAGGCCGAGGCCCAGCCGGAGAAGUGGACUGUGGGCAAGCACACGCAGAGGGCCCCGACCGACUCAUACGGCCUGCUCGAGUUCCAGGGGGGCGGCUCUUGCAACAAGGCCCUGUACAUCCGCGUGUCCUGCGACACCAAGCCAGAUUCGCUGCUUCAUCUCAUGGUGAAAGAAUGGCACCUGGACCUCCCCAAACUCUUGAUCUCGGUGCACGGCGGCCUCCAGAACUUCGAGAUGCAGCCCAAGCUGAAGCAGGUGUUCGGGAAAGGCUUGAUCAAGGCUGCCAUGACGACAAGCGCCUGGAUCUUCACGGGGGGUGUCAGCACAGGUGUCAUCCGGCACGUGGGCGACGCCCUGAAGGACCAUUCCUCCAAGUCUCGAGGCCGCGUGUGUGCUGUUGGGAUCGCCCCGUGGGGCAUGGUGGAGAACAAGGAAGAUCUGAUAGGGAAGGGGGUGGCCAGAGUGUACCAGACCAUGUCCAAUCCCCUCAGCAAGCUCGCGUUACUCAACAACUUCCACACGCACUUCAUCCUGGCCGACAACGGCACACUGGGCAAAUACGGGGCUGAGACAAAGCUGCGGAGGCAGCUGGAGAAGCACAUUUCCCUGCAGAAGAUCAACACGAGACUGGGACAGGGUGUCCCUGUGGUGGGCCUUGUGAUGGAAGGGGGUCCCAAUGUAGUCUCCAUCGUGUUGGAAUAUCUCCGAGAAGACCCUCCAGUCCCUGUGGUGGUUUGCGAUGGCAGUGGACGCGCCUCGGACAUCCUGUCUUUUGCACACAAGUACUGUGAGGAAGGCGGAGUCAUCAAUGAAUCCCUCAAAGAUCAGCUCCUAGUUACCAUCCAGAAAACAUUUAAUUACACCAAGACACAAUCGCACCAGCUGUUCACCAUUGUACUGGAGUGCAUGAAAAAGAAAGAGCUGAUCACAGUGUUCAGGAUGGGCUCCGAGGGGCAGGCAGACAUGGAGAUGGCCAUUCUCACUGCCCUGCUCAAAGGAACAAACGCAUCUGCUCCGGACCAGCUGGGCCUGGCACUGGCUUGGAACCGUGUGGACAUAGCACGGAAUCAGAUCUUCGUCUUCGGGCCGCACUGGCCGCCCCUGGGCAGCCUGGCCCCGCCUGCAGAGAGCAAGACCCCCGAGGAGAAGAAGCUUCCUGCCGCAGCCAAGGCGGGCAGAGCCAAAGGGAAGGGCAAGAAGAAAGGGAAAGGCAAGGAAGAAGCUGAGGAGGAGACGGACCCCCGCAAGAUCGAGCUGCUGAAUUGGGUGAACGCUCUGGAACAAGCCAUGCUGGACGCAUUAGUCUUGGAUCGGGUGGACUUUGUGAAGCUCUUGAUUGAGAACGGGGUGAACAUGCACCAUUUCCUCACCAUUCCGCGGCUGGAAGAGCUUUACAACACGAGACUGGGACCGCCAAACACUCUCCAUUUGCUGGUGAGGGAUGUGAAAAAGGGCAACCUGCCCCCUGAUUACCACAUCAGCCUCAUCGACAUCGGGCUGGUCCUGGAGUACCUCAUGGGCGGGGCUUACCGCUGCCGAUACACACGCAAGAGCUUCCGGACCCUCUACAACAACCUGUUUGGCCCCAAGAGGCCAAAGGCUCUCAAACUUCUGGGAAUGGAAGAUGAUGAACCUCCUGCCAAAGGGAAGAAGAAGAAAAAGAAGAAGAAGGAGGAGGAGGUGGACAUCGACGUGGAUGACCCUGCAGUGAGCCGCUUCCAGUUCCCCUUCCACGAGCUGAUGGUGUGGGCUGUGCUGAUGAAGCGCCAGCGCAUGGCCGUCUUCCUGUGGCAGCGUGGUGAGGAGAGCCUGGCCAAGGCCCUGGUGGCCUGCAAGCUGUACAAGGCCAUGGCCCAUGAGUCCUCGGAGAGCGAGCUGGUGGAUGACAUCUCCCAGGACCUGGACAACAACUCCAAGGACUUCGGGCAGCUGGCCGUGGAACUGUUGGACCAGUCCUAUAAGCAUGAUGAGCAGAUCGCCAUGAAGCUAUUAACCUACGAACUGAAAAAUUGGAGCAACUCCACCUGCCUCAAGCUGGCUGUGGCCGCCAAGCACCGGGACUUCAUCGCACACACAUGCAGCCAGAUGCUGCUCACGGACAUGUGGAUGGGGAGGCUUCGAAUGCGGAAGAACCCGGGCUUGAAGGUGAUCCUGGGGAUACUUCUUCCCCCCACCAUCUUGCUUUUGGAAUUCCGCACCUCUGAUGACUUCUCAUACCAAACAGCCAAGGAAAACGAAGAUGGCAAAGACAAAGAAGAGAAUGUGGACACAAAUGCAGACGCUGGCUCCAGAAAGGGGGAUGAAGAGAAUGAGCACAGGAAGCGGAAAAGCAUUCCCAUCGGGACGAAGAUCUGUGAAUUCUACAACGCGCCCAUUGUCAAGUUCUGGUUCUACACUAUCUCCUACCUGGCCUACCUGCUGCUCUUCAACUACGUCAUUCUGGUGCGGAUGGACCGCUGGCCCUGUCUGCAGGAGUGGAUCGUCAUCGCCUACAUCCUGAGCCUGGCCUUAGAGAAAGUUCGAGAGGUCCUCAUGUCAGAACCAGGCAAACUCAGCCAGAAAAUCAAAGUCUGGCUGCAGGAAUACUGGAACAUCACAGAUCUUGUGGCCAUCUCUACAUUCCUGGUCGGCGUGGUCCUUCGCCUGCAGCAGCAGCCGUACAUGGGAUAUGGCCGGGUGAUCUACUGUGUGGACAUCAUCUUCUGGUACAUCCGGGUCCUGGACAUCUUUGGGGUCAAUAAGUACCUAGGGCCCUACGUCAUGAUGAUCGGAAAGAUGAUGAUCGACAUGCUGUACUUUGUGGUCAUCAUGCUGGUGGUGCUGAUGAGUUUUGGGGUGGCCCGGCAGGCCAUCCUGCACCCCGACGAGGAGCCCUCGUGGAAGCUGGCUCGGAACAUCUUCUACAUGCCAUACUGGAUGAUCUAUGGGGAGGUGUUUGCCGAUCAGCUAGACCUCUACGCCAUGGAAAUUAAUCCUCCUUGUGGUGAUAACCUGUUUGAUGAAGAAGGCAAAAGGCUGCCGCCCUGUAUCCCGGGUGCCUGGCUCACUCCUGCCAUCAUGGCCUGCUACCUCCUGGUCGCCAACAUCCUGCUGGUCAACCUGCUCAUCGCUGUCUUCAACAAUACCUUCUUCGAAGUCAAGUCAAUAUCCAACCAGGUGUGGAAAUUCCAGCGCUACCAGCUGAUCAUGACCUUCCAUGACCGGCCAGUACUGCCCCCGCCCAUGAUCAUUCUCAGCCACCUCUACAUGAUCAUUAUGCGCCUCAGUGGGCGCUGCAGGAAGAAGAGAGAAGGCGAGCGGGAUGAGCAGGAUCGUGGGCUGAAGCUCUUCCUCAGCGACGAGGAGCUGAAGCGGCUGCAGGAGUUCGAGGCGCAGUGCAUGCAGGAGCACUUCCAGGAGAAGGAGGACGAGCAGCAGGCCUCCAGCGAUGAGCGCAUCCGAGUCACCUGCGAGAGAGUUGAAAAUAUGUCAGUGAGGUUGGAUGAGAUCCAUGAAAGGGGAAAUUUCAUGAAAACGGCCCUACAGAGUGUCGAUCUGCGGCUCUGUCAGCUGGAAGAGUUAGCGAACCGCACAGUGGACACGCUGGGAAGCCUGGCAGGGGUUGACCGGGCUGACCUGCUGCCCACGCGGUCCCGAGCCGCCUCUGAGUGGGACGUGACUUUCCUUCAACGGCAGAGCAGCCUGGGCAGUGCCGAUGGCUUCAGCCUGUCCCAGUACCAUUUAAGUGGAGAGGAGGCGAGUGAGGAGAACCCUCGCUCCAUGCCUCCAGGGACAGGCUCCCACGUCAAGGAAGACAAGGACCUGAAAAUGCAGCUGGACCCCAAGGGACCUUCUAGCCCCCUGGCCAGUGCCAGCACUCCAGCCCCAGACCACAGUCCACUUGCCUUGGACCCUGGCAAGGAGGCUUUGGAGCUCAAUGCCGGUUCCAAUACGGGGAACACUGCUAAAGACGUGGAAAGGCAAGCUGGGAACCCCGAAAGAGAAAUAACUCUUCCCCCAAGUUUCCAUCCAACCCAGGCAACAUGUGGACAGAACAAAUUUGACUUCUCAAACCCUCAGUUUGCGGUGGGAAGCGAUGGGAUGGAAGGCACACUGGUCCACCCCCCGGGAGAGACAAAGCUGCCUCAUUUUCACCCGGAGGAAGCACCGAGGGCUCGCAGAACCAUCAAGUCCAGAAGCUUUGCAUAUUCCCGGGGAAGAAAGCUGGCGGGUGGGGUGAAGACACGCCCCACAGCAGCGUGGAAGUGUCCAGUGCAGAAGGUCACCCGCUCACGUAGCACCGAGAGCUUUGUGUCUGAAGCUGAGACUCUCACCCCGAACAUUUCCCGUCUGUGCGCAGCUGAUGCACACCCGCUUGGGAAGGAAAACUCACUGUCUGUGAAAUCCGGCCCAGCUCUGGGCUUCUUCACUUCCAGGUCCAAGAGCUUACAUGGACAUCUGAGGAAGGGGCAAGCUUUUCAGGGUGGAGGAGGCAGAUCCAGGCACACAGGCAGUGCAAGUAAUUUAGUGGUGGUGUCUGGAAUUGCCCCAGAAGAACAGAAGUUUCCACAAGAGAAAACUUCGGAAUGCUAAUGGGGUUUGAUUCUUUCACCAGCCACUCCGGUGGGCCCAGGGCCUUUCUGGUCAGCUAAACAUCACCCACUUCUGAAAACAUCUUCAUUUUAAAAAUCUUUGAAAUUAACAACUUAUUAAGUGUUAAGGCACUAGCGAAAUACUUUGCUAACUGAUUUAGAAAAUUUAGGGGUUUUUUUUUGGUGGGGGGAGGGCUUUUUUGUUUCUUUUCUUAUUUUUUGCUUUUUAAAGUUGGCUUAGGAGCCGAUGAGAGAGACGUUUCUUCAAUUGAGGUCAGCUGCUUAAUUAGUAUGCAAGAUUCUACAAUAUAUUUCCUGGGGCUACCAAAUUGCCUAAGAAAUGACUUUGACUACUACAAAUAAGCUAUUCAAUGGAGGGGACAGCGGAUGGGACAAAUUGAAAUUAAAGCAGGAACAAACAUGUUAAAACAAAAGAAGGAGGCUGAAGGAGGGCGGGGGGAUUAAAUUAGGAUGGACAAGGAGGCCCAACCUUGGAAUUUUGUGUUUCAAUGUUUUCAAAAGUUUUACACAAUGAAAACAAAAGUGCCUGGCCACUACUGAUGGCACAGAGAUGGUGACUGUGGAAGGGCACCAAGAGCUUUGUUAGUGCAUUUAGACACCAGCUUCCACCUCCCUGUUGUCAAACCAUGGCUGAGGUCAAGCACAAAAUAUUCAGACUGAGCAAUGGCUGGAACACGACUGUGCUGGAUCACAGGCUGCCUGCCCCAGAGCCACAGAAAGGCUGUUCACAUCCCAGACUGCAAGGCUUGGAGCUUCCAAUUUAAAACUUUAAAUUCGAGAGACUGGAGAAAUGCAUUGGGUCAGCGCCUCUCUUGUAUGAUGCCAGCCCUGGUUCGAUCCCAGCACAGAGCGUGGAGGAAGCUCUGAGCA